CUCAAAGCGAGCGGUACGCAUGCGCGCAGUUCGCAGAUCCGUUAGAAGCACUUGCCACCGAACACAGUUGCGAUUUAUAGAGGUCCCAGUGGCGACACACGGGAACGAGCGCGUCUAAAAAUACUACGCGAGAAAGACACAUACUGAUAAACACCAAAGUGAAGUAAAUGAACAGAAAACAGAGAACAGAAAAGAACGAAGCACGGACAAGGAAUAAAAUAUAAAACAAAAAGCAAAUAAAGCAGAGGCAUAAAAAUUCCUCACAUCGUUCGGCGCGCACCAACGACAACGGCAACGACGGGGCAGGAUCGAAUGUGGCGGACAAAAAGCCCGCAAGAGAAUACAACGAAAUAAAAUAAAAUAAAAAAGAAAACAAAAUAAAGCAAAGUCCAGCGAAGGUGCGAGACAAGAAAUUAAAUUGAUAAAACCUAAGAGCAGACAGGGCCCAGGCCUAGGACUCCGCUCGAGGUAGCCGCAGAGGUAGACGCAGACGCAGACUUGUCGCUGCUGUUUGCUGCAAUUAUCGGGGCAGCGCAUCGCGUCGGGAAUGCGCCCUGCGAGAGCGCGCGUGUGUGAGUGAGUGUCCGCGUACGUGACAGUGACCGCCUGAGUGUGUGUGGCAAAUAGCUCAAAGCCACGAAAUUGCUUCUAUCGGUGCGCCGAAAUCGCCAAUUGGAAAAAUUAAACAAAAAGAGAAACUGUUAAACGAGAAGCUGAGAAGAAGGGCAAAUCCAUCCCACAGAAAUAUUGACCCCCGGGCCUACAUACAUACUUACAACUGCUCCCCGCAGCACACACACACACACACACACACAAAGUCAAAGCCAUAGUCACAGACUCAAAGACAAACCAAGAAACAGGGAAAAUGUACAAUAAAAAAUUACAGCAAGUGAUCGUGCAGAAAAUAGAUCGAUAAACCCGAAAAACGGGGGGAAACCAGCGAAAAAUAUAAAAAUAAAUAAGCGAAAGACGAUCGCGAGCGAUCAAGGAGCCAAGGAGUCACAGCCCAGCCAGAUCCAGAGGAGGAGCCGAGAGGAGGAGAGAGUCAGGACAGAGAGUGCUGCUUGAGUUUGCGUUUGCGGCACGUUUUUGUGUUUUUGUUUCAAUUUCAAUUGUGGAAAUCGUAGAGGAAAAAUUCGCAAUAACCGAACCGGUCCAUCUACAGUCCAGAGGGACUCCACAACCAAGCCAAGCCAAGACACAGAACCAGACCCAUACCCAGACCCAGAACCGAGAAGAGAAGAGAACCGAUAUUUAUUAAACAAAGACAGAAAUUAAUUUCACGACUUUGUCGAUUGCCACCCGCACUCAACCCAUCCUCAUCCUCGUCCUCGUCUUCAGAGCAGAACAAGCAUCCAGCACUCCGCACCGCCUCCUGCGGACGGCUUCUUUAUGCCCAUCUUGAACUUUGGGCCAGCUUGUGUUUGAGCGUAGGAGAGCAUAGCAGAGAAGGGAAAUCGGCGGACAGCAAAAUGUACGACAUCAAGCACCUGGAAGCCGGACAACAUCAGCCACAACCACAGCACCAUCCACAGCACCACCCACAGCACCCACUGAGCGACCGCCUGAGCCCAGCACUGAGCGGCUCUGCCACAGUCGAGCAGCAGCUCACCUGCAGCGUCAUCGCAGCGCCCUCGACACGCUGCCAGGGCAGGGGGACCAGCAGCCGCAGCCCCAUCGAAGCCACCCACAUGACGCUACUGACACUGCGGCGUCGUCGCGCCUUCCAGCGCCGUGCCUGCCUCCUGAGCAUUCUCGCCGCCUUCGUCUUCGGCAUGGCGCUGGGCGUGGUGGUGCCCAUGUUCGGCCUUCCGGACUACUUCGCCGGUGGCAGCCACACGCCCGCUUCCCCGCCAGCAGUGCAGCAGCAGCAGCAGCAGCAGCAAGGGGAGAUCGAGCGAGUGCAGCGUCCACCCUCGGAUUUCCCAAGCAUCUACGAGAGCGCAGCUCUGCCGCCCUACAGCGUAGCCUUCAUCAAGGGGUCAGGCAAGGGGGCCAGUGCAGAGCUGAGUGCCGAGCAGGUCUUCCGGAACGUGUUCCACCUGGAGCAGGACAAGAACGCACCGGACUCGAUGAUCGUGAAGAAACUGGAUACGAACGACGGCAGCAUCAAGGAGUUCCACGUGCAGCGCACAUCCAGCGGCCGCUACCGCAAGGGUCCCGAGCGGAGACUGUCAAAAAAGGAGGAGAGGACGCAGUCUGCUCCUGCAACGACGCCCAGCCCCAAGCACUCGCAGGCGGAGAGGGCGGGUCUCAUCGAAGCAGACGUCUACUGGGGCUCUGAGGUGGAGCGAGCUCUGCCCAAGGGCUUCGCGGCCGAGGAUCAGCGCACCUGGGAGCACUACGUGUCUGGCCAGGGCCAGGUCGUGCGACUAGAGCACGGCUGCGGGCGCAUGCAAAACCGCAUGGUGGUGUUCGCGGAUGGGACACGGGCCUGCGCGCGCUACCGCCAGAACACAGACCAGAUCCAGGGCGAGAUCUUCAGCUACUAUCUCGGCCAACUGCUGAACAUCAGCAAUCUGGCGCCGAGUGCUGCCACCGUGAUCGACACGACGACUCCGGGCUGGGCCGCUGCUCUGGGGGACAUCACGCAGGCGCAGUGGAAGGAACGCAGGCCGGUGGUGUUGACGCGCUGGUUAGCGGAUCUCGAGCCAGCAGGAAUUCCGCAACCCUUUCAGCCGCUCGAGCGGCACCUGAACAAGUACGACGUCUGGAACCUGACGCGGCAUCUGCAGCAGACGCGGCCAUCCAAUUUGGAGCCAGAGUCGGAGUCAAAGUUGGACGCAGUGCCGGGAUUACUCAAGCGGCUGGGUGCUGCCACCUCGCAGGGUCCCGCUCAUCAAUCAAGCAUGCUUGAGGAGACGCAAUGGCAGGCCCAGUCCCAGUCCCAGUCGGAGUUGCAGCUGGAGUUGGAGUCUGAAUCGGAGUCAAAGUCGGCGCUGGUGCAGCGACUAAUUGAAUUGGCACAAUGGUCCGAUUUAAUCGUCUUCGAUUACCUGAUCGCGAACCUCGAUCGUGUUGUUAAUAACUUGUACAACUUUCAAUGGAAUGCCGACAUCAUGGCCGCGCCGGCCCACAACCUGGCCCGCCAAGCCAGCUCGCAGCUGCUCGUGUUCCUGGACAACGAGAGCGGGCUGCUGCACGGCUAUCGCCUGCUGAAGAAGUACGAGGCAUAUCACAGCCUCCUGCUGGACAACCUGUGCGUCUUUCGGCGUCCCACCAUCGAGGCCCUGCGGCGGCUGCGAGCGGAGGGCGCGGGACGGCCGCUGCGCGAGAUCUUCGAGCGCGCAACCAGCGACGGCGUGCGUGACGUGCUGCCCUCGCUGCCGGAUAAAUCAAUCAAGAUACUCAUGGAGCGCAUCGAUCGCGUGCUGGGCCAAGUGCACAAGUGCCGGGAGGAUCUUAACAAGGGCAGCUAAUGAAGGCGACAAUCUGGGAUCGUCUGGAGUAUGGAUCGAGAUUGAGAUAGGGAUUGGGAUUCGGAUUCGGAUAGGGAUAGGGUUAUGUCACGACUGAUAAGUUGUAAAUAUAUCCAGCAUAUAGGAGUGUAGGAUGCAGACUCGACCGACCAAUCCCAUAGUCACAGGAGGAUAGAAAGUGCAUCCCUGCAUCACUGGACACACUGCCUGCUGCCUGAGUAUUAGAAGGUGAACACUGCUUUCCACCCAUGUAAAUGUCCGACUCCUGCGAUGAGUAUUACGCAUAUCCAUAGAUACAUACAUAUGUACAUGUAUAUAGUAUGCAUGUAGCUAUCUGUAUAGCAUAUAGAGUAUACAUACCUAGCCUUUACAAUCGUGUGAUAUUUGUCUAAGAACUUAGUGGAAACUAAUUCAAGAUUAAGUAGAUUUCAUUUUAUGUUUACAUCGAAUAAACCACAAAAAAUACAAAACCGAAGGAACCACAGUCUAAAU
Messenger RNA from Drosophila obscura, 3911 nucleotides. It is a transcript of the gene fj, whose product is annotated as extracellular serine/threonine protein kinase four-jointed. The record is from RefSeq and is a predicted model, not a curated record. The coding region runs from base 1473 to 3419 and encodes 648 amino acids. The transcript has a single exon. Gene Ontology annotation, biological process: cell-cell signaling. NCBI's taxonomy places the organism in Eukaryota, Metazoa, Arthropoda, Insecta, Diptera, Drosophilidae.